Messenger RNA from Entelurus aequoreus (snake pipefish), 4426 nucleotides. RefSeq names its product dual-specificity tyrosine-(Y)-phosphorylation regulated kinase 1B (gene dyrk1b). The record is from RefSeq and is a predicted model, not a curated record. NCBI's taxonomy places the organism in Eukaryota, Metazoa, Chordata, Actinopteri, Syngnathiformes, Syngnathidae. Gene Ontology annotation, molecular function: protein serine/threonine/tyrosine kinase activity; ATP binding; transcription coactivator activity. Gene Ontology annotation, cellular component: nucleus. The transcript has 13 exons. Bases 2012 to 4237 code for a protein of 741 amino acids. Gene Ontology annotation, biological process: peptidyl-serine phosphorylation; positive regulation of DNA-templated transcription; protein autophosphorylation.
CCCAUCUGACUUUCUCCCUUUUGACUUUCUCCCAACUGACUUCUCCCAUUUGACUUCUCCCAUCUGACUUCUCCCAUCUGACUUCUCCCAUUUGACUUCUCCCAUCUGACUUUCUCCCUUUUGACUUCUCCCAUCUGACUUCUCCCAUUUGACUUCUCCCAUUUGACUUUCUCCCAUCUGACUUUCUCCCUUUUGACUUCUCCCAUCUGACUUCUCCCAUUUGACUUCUCCCAUCUGACUUUCUCCCAACUGACUUCUCCCAUUUGACUUCUCCCAUCUGACUUUCUCCCAACUGACUUCUCCCAUUUGACUUCUCCCAUCUGACUUCUCCCAUUUGACUUCUCCCAUCUGACUUUCUCCCUUUUGACUUCUCCCAUCUGACUUCUCCCAUUUGACUUCUCCCAUUUGACUUUCUCCCAUCUGACUUUCUCCCUUUUGACUUCUCCCAUCUGACUUCUCCCAUUUGACUUCUCCCAUCUGACUUUCUCCCAUCUGACUUCUCCCAUCUGACUUCUCCCAUCUGACUUCUCCCAUCUAACUUCUCCCAUUUGACUUCUUGGAUUUGACGUCUGGACUUCUUGGAUUUGACAUCUGGACUUCUUGGAUUUGACGUCUCAGUUGCAGACUUCUUCAAGUGGACGUGUGCUGGCUGGGAAACAAUCAGGUCCGUGGAAGUUCCCUUCAAAGUCCAGGCGAGACAAAGCGAGGACUAAUCUUGGCACCCGGACCUAUUUUUACCUGCAGGAGCGAUGGGGUAAAAGCAGAAAUCCAACUCCCCUCCUUGUCCAGCGGCCCACCUAGCAGCAUGGCGGGUGGGCUUUGUUCCAGAGACUUGCAGCUCCUCAAAUGGAUCCACAAGAUCAAGGCAGCAAGUUUGUGUUGAAGCACUUGGAAUACCUUCUGGACUGGAUCUUAAUUCCUUGGAUAUGUGUGCUGGACUUCUGCUUUGCUACUUCGGGUGAAAGCCAUCCACAGGAGGACCUCCUUCCUUUGGUCUACCCUAAACAAAGUUCAUAGGCCAUCCACAGGAGGACCUCCUUCCUUUGGUCCACCCUAAACAAAGUUCAUAGGCCAUCCACAGGAGGACCUACUUCCUUUGGUCCACCCUAAACAAAGUUCAUAGGCCAUCCACAGGAGGACCUCCUUCCGCUGGUCUACCCUAAACAAAGUUCAUAGGCCAUCCACAGGAGGACCUCCUUCCUCUGGUCUACCCUAAACAAAGUUCAUAGGCCAUCCACAGGAGGACCUCCUUCCUCUGGUCUACCCUAAACAAAGUUCAUAGGCCAUCCAUAGAGGGACCUACUUCCUCUGGUCUAGCCUAAACAAAGUUCACAGGUCAUCCAUAGAGGGACCUACUUCCUCUGGUGUAGCCUAAACAAAGUUCACAGGUCAUCCACAGAGGGACCUACUUCCUCUGGUGUAGCCUAAACAAAGUUCAUAGGUCAUCCAUAGAGGGACCUACUUCCUCUGGUCUGCCUAAAGAAAGUUCAUAGGUCAUCCAUAGAGGGACCUACUUCCUCUGGUCUAGCCUAAAGAAAGUUCAUAGGUCAUCCAUAGAGGGACCUACUUCCUCUGGUCUGCCUAAAGAAAGUUCAUAAGCCAUCCAUAGAGGGACCUACUUCCUCUGGUCUAGCCUAAAGAAAGUUCAUAGGUCAUCCAUAGAGGGACCUACUUCCUCUGGUCUGCCUAAAGAAAGUUCCAUUCAACCCUGACAAACCAAAAAUGCUCCUGUCCUCAUCCUCCAGGGAAACAUAACACCUUCUCAUCAAGAACUCCACAAAGUGUUCCAAUCUUUAUAUUUGUAAGUCCUACUGAACACCACUUGGUUGCCUUAGAAACCACGCUAACGAGGGAGGAAGCUAGCGGAGACGGUGCCUUUGGAUUUGACUUGCCACCUUUUGGAGAUUUACCCUGUCAGCAACUGUGGAGUGGAACACACCUGAUGGAGGCUGCACACCACUUGCUUUGACUUGGCUUUCCCUUCUGGAUUGAGCGUUGGCCAAGCGUUUCCAUGGUGAUCACAUCAUCAUCUGUGGAGGACAAGACCGCGCCCCCCUGCAGGAUGGUCCAAUCACAGCCUUGGAUCACCUCUGCCCUGCAUCGCGACAACAAAAGUGGAAGCAGCUCAGGAUGUCCGCCCACCACCUCUUCCUCCUCCUCCUCCUCCUCCUCCUCCUCCUCCUCUACUGCCCAGGGCUUCUCCCUCGCUGAGCCAGCCAUGACCAGCCAGCACUCGCACACACACCCCUCCUUUAGCUCCAUCCACUCCAUGGCCGAGCAGCAGCAGGUGCUGUCUGACAUGACCAUACUCCAGCGGAGGAUCCCCCCCACCUUCCGAGAGCCCGCCACUGCCCCCUUGAGGAAACUCUCUGUAGACCUCAUCAAGACUUACAAGCACAUCAAUGAGGUGUACUACACCAAGAAGAAGAGGCGGGCCCAGCAGGUAGCUCCACCAGAAGACAGCAGCAGCAAGAAGGAGAGGAAGGUGUACAACGAGGGGUAUGAUGAUGACAACUAUGACUACCUGGUGAAGAAUGGAGAGAAGUGGCUGGACCGCUAUGAGAUUGACUCCUUGAUUGGGAAGGGAUCCUUUGGACAGGUGGUGAAGGCGUACGACCACCAUGAGCAGGAGUGGGUGGCCAUCAAGAUCAUCAAGAACAAAAAGGCUUUCCUCAACCAGGCUCAGAUUGAACUUCGCCUUUUGGAGCUGAUGAACAAACAUGACACUGAGAUGAAAUAUUAUAUUGUCCACCUGAAGCGUCACUUUAUGUUCCGGAACCAUCUUUGUUUGGUGUUUGAGUUGUUGAGCUACAAUUUGUAUGACCUGCUGAGGAACACCAACUUCAGAGGAGUCUCUCUCAACCUCACUCGCAAGUUUGCACAGCAGCUCUGUACAGCACUAUUAUUCCUGGCCACACCAGAACUGUCCAUCAUCCACUGCGACUUGAAGCCAGAGAACAUCCUGCUGUGUAACCCCAAGAGGUCUGCCAUCAAGAUUGUGGACUUUGGAUCGUCCUGCCAGCUGGGCCAGAGGAUCUACCAGUACAUCCAGAGCAGGUUCUACCGCUCCCCUGAGGUUCUUCUGGGAAUGCCCUACGACCUGGCCAUCGACAUGUGGUCUCUGGGAUGCAUCCUGGUGGAGAUGCACACUGGAGAACCUCUCUUCAGUGGUUCUAACGAGGUUGACCAGAUGAACAAGAUCGUAGAAGUUCUGGGGGUGCCUGCCAGUCACAUGUUGGAUGCAGCUCCUAAAGCCAGGAAGUAUUUUGACAAGUUGUCAGACGGUCUGUGGACUGUCAAGAAGAACAAGGACAUCAAGAAGGAGUACAAGCCCCCAGCCACGCGGCGUCUUCACGAGAUCCUGGGUGUGGAGACCGGGGGUCCUGGGGGGCGGAGAGCAGGAGAGGCAGGACACGCCCCCUGUGACUACCUGAAGUUUAAAGACCUGAUCCUGCGCAUGCUGGACUACGACCCCAAGAGCCGCAUCACUCCAUUCUACGCCCUGCAGCACAACUUCUUCAAGAAGACCACCGAUGAAGGAACCAACACCAGUUCCUCCACAUCCACCUCCCCCGCCAUGGACCACUCCCACUCCACCUCUACUACCAGCUCCGUUUCUAGCUCUGGUGGCUCCAGUGGUUCCUCCAACGACAACCGCAAUUAUCGCUAUAGCAACCGCUACUACAACUCUGCUGUGACACAUUCAGACUAUGAGAUGACCAGCCCUCAGCAGAUGAGGAUGUGGCCCAGCAGCAGCGACGGAGGAGGCGGAGUCGGAGGCGGGGCCCAGGAGGGCGGGGCCUACACGCAGCUGCUGCUUCAUAAGCCCGCCCCCUCCCAGCAGCACCAGCGUCACUUCCUGGAGCAGCCCCACCCCCACCACCCCCACCCCACCUACGCCCACCACGGCAACGGCGGGCGCCUGCGGCAGAGCGGACAGAGCGCGGCGGUGGGCGGCGGCCAGCAGGGGGCGUCGCCCCAAAUGAGCGAUAGUAUGGAUGUGGGCGUGUCCCUAGGGCUGCACCACCUGGGGGCGGUGUCUUCCAUGGAGGCGUCUCAGUUUGGCUCCGCCUCCCUGCCCGUCGGACUGUCGGCCUUCCGGACUCGCACGGCCCCCGCCGCCCCGGGGCCGCAAGCCCCGCCCCCUGAGGACUACUACCCCGCCUCCAACAACAAUAACCUGGCGGCGGGCGGCCGAGGGAGGCCGGACUCGGACGAGGGAGCGGCCAACUCUUGAUAAAAGCUCAAGUGCGCCCUAAAGCCCUAAAGCCCUAAAGCCAUAGCCGGACGCCAUCUUCUUGUGGCUGGGACUGCAUGACAGGAGAGGAGGAUGCUGGGAAAUUUAUCAUCACUCGCUUUCUUUCGCCAACCUGUCAGCCCGGGGGAGGGGAGCGAAGAGGAGGAGGAGGGGAGGUUGAUGUUUGUA